This is a messenger RNA of Anopheles coustani, 1709 nucleotides long. RefSeq names its product membrane-associated progesterone receptor component 1-like. The transcript has 3 exons. Gene Ontology annotation, cellular component: membrane; endomembrane system. The record is from RefSeq and is a predicted model, not a curated record. NCBI's taxonomy places the organism in Eukaryota, Metazoa, Arthropoda, Insecta, Diptera, Culicidae. The coding region runs from base 972 to 1709 and encodes 245 amino acids.
GCUGUCGGUGUUGUCGCGUAGUAGUUCAAAAAUCUACGCGUACAUGUUUUUUUUAAAGAAAAGAAACGCAACAAGAACCUACAUCUCAUUCGGAGUUGCUGCAGAUUGAAGAACGCAGCCUCAGCCAGCAGAAAUAGCUUAUAUUUCGCAUGCAUCGUCAUCGACGUUCAAAUCGUCCGCCCUUUGUUUGUGUGUGUUAGCCGCGAAGUGCUCGGGCUCGUUAAUUGUUGGCUUCUGCAACCCGCACCCCGCCCCUGCCAGACGGAAGCGUAAAUUUUUCGAACAAUUGUUACAUCGGGUGUUGCACUUGCGGCAAACUAGCACCAACAUUCCAGGCACGGUGUUAUGUUUCGCAGCUAGACUCGCUGUGCUGUGGAAGUGAUUCACGGCGGUUUAAUCCGUACAUCUCGUCACCACUGUGGUAGUUGUGUUGUUGGCAUCGGGUAAAACUUAUUACGUUGCCACAUUAAGAUUGUUCUUGACGAGCGCCUCAAUCUGCAAGUCGUAAAGCGGAAAAAUCAUCUACGAGCUACAGAGCAGCAGCGACGGUACAGACACUGAAGCACGCACACAGGCUGGGGGUAAGAAGCCAGGCAGGGUCACACAACAUAUUGGCCAGUGGACCGUGUGCCAAAUCGCCCAGUCGUCCGCUUAUCGUCGGAAAGUACGCACAACGUGGAGUACGCGGAGUAACACGGAAUAGCAUCGCCGCCCCGAAAAGCGCACCUUGCAGCUCCCCGCGACGGCAUACGCAGCACCGAGUUGCGAGUUGAAGCCGUUGUUUUUGACGUGAACUAGUGUGCGUGCGGUGCUUUUCCUAGUGCUGCACCGGGGGGUGGCCAGUCGUGCGUGAACGGCAACAACCGUAGUCGUGUGGCAGCAAAAAAUAAAAAAAAAGGAAAAUCUUCGGCGGUGACCUCACUUGCAACCAUCAGCAGUAGCUUUCCAUCGAUCAACCCAACGCCACGAGCAUGUCGGGACCGGAAACGUCCACGAGCGGGGCGGAGGAUCGGACGGAAGCCGGCGAGGCCGGCCUGCUGUACGGGAUCCUGAACGAGAUCAUCAGCAGCCCGCUCAACCUUGCGCUGGUAGGCGUGAUCUCCUUCCUGCUGUACAAAAUCACACGCAGCCGCCAGCAGCCGACGGCGCUGCCGCCGCCACCACCGGAAAUGCCCCGGCUACGGCGCGAUUUCACCGUGGCCGAGCUGAAACAGUACGACGGCACGCAGCCGGACGGCCGCGUGCUGGUCGCCGUGAAUGGCAACGUGUACGACGUCACGAAGGGCAAGAACUUCUACGGACCGGGUGGUCCGUACGCAGUGUUCGGUGGACGUGAUGCAUCGCGCGGCCUGGCAACCUUCAGCGUGACCGCCUCGCCGAACGACGAGUAUGACGAUCUCAGCGACCUGAAGUCGCACGAGAUGGAAUCGGUACGCGAGUGGGAGAUGCAGUUCAAGGAGAAAUACAUUCUUGUCGGUCGCCUGCUGAAGCCGGGCGAGCAGCCAACGAACUACUCGGACGAGGACGAGGAUAAGGAUGGGUCGGGCGAGGGCGGUCCGUCGGCGGUGCGAAAACGUGCGGCGGCAGCCGCUGCCGCCAAGGAUGCGGUCGCUGCGGCGGUCGAGUCGGCCGCCGAGGUUGCGGCUAGCAAGGGCGAAGCCGAAAGUGCCACGGCAGCCGCCGACGACGGCAAGGACAAGGCCGAGUGA